AUGGGGCGCAGAAGUACGGGAUCGCCAUUAUCCCCUGCGACGCCCACAGCCAUGGCACCUCUUCGAGCCGCUUGGCAAGGCGCAAAUGAUGAGGUGGAGGGUGAAUCGGAUGCAGACGCAAACGCAGAAGAAGGGCAGCAAGAAGAGAAUGCAGGAAACGACGAUGACGGCAACGCUCAUGGCUCGAGUGAGCAGGAUGAUGACAAUGGCAGCCAAGAGGAUGGCCAGCGUGGAUCAGCCACGCAAGGCGUCCCGGGCUCAGCGGAGGAUGGCAGCGAAGACGGAUCGAGUGCACCCAUCGCAUGGCCCACAAGCUCGACCAAAGCCGGCCAAUCUUGGUCGCUCCCGGCGCACUUUCAGAACAUGACCUCAUUCAACAUUCUUCGUUUCAGUACUGGACAGGCAAAUAUGGACAUCAUGACUGACGGUUUGCCAGCCUACGCUUUUGCUCCACCGCCUCCCCCACUCGCUAUUCCUGCAGCACAGACUGCUAAUCUGAGUGCGAGUCAAGAUGGCGAGGACGUGCGGAGCGGUAAUGGCGCAAUCGCCAACGGAAGCACGGGGGUUCAAGUUGAUAUUGGGGGAGCACAGCCUGUCUCUGCCGAUGAUCAAGGCGCUGCAGGUCAAGCACAGCAAGCAAGGAAUACGACAGUGUACUCCUCUGGCGUUCAGCAAGCACUGAUGGCAAAUCCUGCUCAGCCCCUGCGAGUGGUUCAUCCGCGCUCUUCUGUAGUCAAAGCGAAGGCGGGACUUUCGGCUGCAGUAAGCGGUGCACCAGACUCGGUCGUGCAGGUAUAUUAUCCCUCCGGUGAGCUCCUUAUUGGUAUCUUGACGAUGCCCACACGCCGCUGAAGUGUUGUCACUACCCGUAGGCUCGUCAAAUCCUGGCUCAGAGCCUGUAGGAGGAACGCAAUUCUACGCUGCAACACCACUCAACCUCACAUCCGCACUCGCCGUCACUCUGUCCUACUCUGUCUUUUUCCCCGCUUCUUUCGACUGGGUCAAGGGGGGAAAGCUACCCGGCUUGUACGGUGGGCGGGAAAGCUGCUCAGGUGGUGAUGAAGCGUCCGACUGCUGGAGCGCAAGGUUCAUGUGGAGACCCGAUGUGAGUCCGCUUCGCGCUGCUGCUCGGGUCGACGUCGAGCUCUCCCCUCUGACGAGCGUCAAUUGCCGGGUAACAAGGGCGCGGGAGAAUUGUACAUGUAUCGUGAGUCUGACAGUCUGUGCGCAUUAAGUCUGCGGAACUUUCCAGCCCGAGCGAUAAACGAGCGCGAAUGCUGUUACGCUGCGUGCGCCUCGCUUCCAACACGGCUUUGAUCGAGAAUCGGGAUCGAAGUCCAGCAAACGAUGCUAUGUUCGGUCAUACACUCGAGAUCAUCGGUCGAGUUGCAGCCAAGUGCCAUGCCGGCUGUCAAGCAAACGGGUCGGAACGUCGGGGACGUCGAUGUGCUUUUGAAAAUUCCUGCGCCAUUUCGACUCGCGACAUUUCUGCAAGCUACCGAGAGAACGCUUGUCCUAAUUGAUUCUCUCCAUCUUGGUCUUCUUGAUCGAGCUGACAGUCCCACAGGUGCAACAAGAUCCAGCGAUCUGUCAGCUGCCGCCCCACACCAUUUGCAAUGUGAGCACGCGGACCCACUCUGCGACGCGCAAGGUCGUGAUCGAAGCUGAACUCGACCUUCGCUUCAAAGGGCGACUAUGGUCUUUCGCUAGGUCGAGGAUCUUUCAGCUUCGCCAGGGGCGCAUGGACGCGUCUGACUCAGACCAUCGAGCUGGGAACAGGCGCCAAUGUGCAAGACGGCAAAUUGACAGUGUACAGUAAUGGUCGUCAGGUGCUGCAUUUCGAUCGAGUCGCUUUUCCCGCUACGCACAAGGGUCUAUUCUUUUCUACGUGAGUGGCACCUUUGGAUUCAAGGCCGUUCGAUCCGCUGCUGCGAACAUCAUCCGCGCUGUCACAUUUCGUAUUGACUCGCCUCUCCCGCACAGCUUCUUUGGUGGUCACGGAGAGUGAGUUGUAUUGCCUCUGGAUACGAACGCGGCACAACUCUCCUGACAACCUCUCCUUCUCCGCGCGCUAGCGAAUGGGCCACGCCUCGGCCGCAAGCAGUGUAUUUUAAAGGCUUCCGAGUGACCAUCACCAGAUAG
Ceraceosorus bombacis is the source of this 2142-nucleotide messenger RNA. NCBI's taxonomy places the organism in Eukaryota, Fungi, Basidiomycota, Exobasidiomycetes, Ceraceosorales, Ceraceosoraceae. The record is from the annotation of a GenBank genome assembly.